GAUUUGGAAGGGGAAUAAUGGGAAGGGAAUAAUGGAGGUGGAUUUAAUGGCGGACGUGUCGGAUUGUUUGGAUAAAUACAGAGUUUUCAGAAUCGAGGAGCUGAAGGAGGCGACGGAUGGGUUCAGCGAGAGGAGCUUGAUUCAGGGCUCGGUUUAUAAAGGCAGUAUUGGAGGAAUUGAAUACGCCAUCAAGAAGAUGAAGUGGAAUGCUUAUGAACAGCUCAAGAUCUUGCAGAAGGUGAACCAUGGUAAUCUAGUGAAGCUUGAAGGCUUCUGCAUUGACCCGGAAGAUGCAAGCUGCUACCUAGUAUAUGAAUAUGUAGAGAAUGGUUCUCUUUAUUCGUGGCUACACAGAAGCGAGAAGCGGAAAUUGAGUUGGAGAAUGAGAUUGAGGGUCGCCAUCGACGUCGCUAACGGGCUACUCUACAUCCACGAGCACACGAGGCCACGAGUCGUGCACAAAGACAUUAAAAGCAGCAACAUUUUGUUGGAUGCAAACAUGAGGGCUAAGAUAGCCAACUUUGGGCUGGCCAAGUCAGGCUGCAACGCCAUAACCAUGCAUAUUGUUGGAACUCAAGGCUAUAUAGCACCCGAGUACAUAGCGGAUGGAGUCGUGUCGACGAAGAUGGACAUCUUCUCAUUCGGAGUUGUGUUGCUCGAGCUCAUCUCGGGGAGGGAGGCCAUCGAUGAGGAAGGAGGGGUUCUAUGGAUGAGAGCGAGCGGGUUUGUAGAAGGGAAGGAGAAGGAGAAGUUGGAGAUGUUGAGGAGUUGGAUUGAUGAGGCUCUUUUGGAGCAAUCUUGCCCUAUGGAUAGUUUGAUGGAUAUAAUGAAUGUGGCUGUUAGUUGCCUGCAGAAGGACCCGACAAAGAGGCCGAGCAUGGUCGAGGUCGUCUACGCGCUGACUAAGAAUGAGGAUGCGGUGUUCGACUUCUCCGACGAUACUCUAUCAGCUCCUCCCUUAACAGCAAGGUAGCCGAACCAGUUACUUGGUUUCCUGCAUUACAAAGAUGAAGCAUAUUGUGUAUAGAAUAAUUAGAGGCUUUUAAGAGCGUAUAAUUUUUAUGUCGUCCAAGCCAUUUUAAAAAGCCUUGCGUUAAGCUUUUAACAAUGUAUUUUUGUAUAGAAUAUUUGAAGGUUGUUAAAUAC
Momordica charantia (bitter melon) is the source of this 1146-nucleotide messenger RNA. Its product is annotated as serine/threonine receptor-like kinase NFP. NCBI's taxonomy places the organism in Eukaryota, Viridiplantae, Streptophyta, Magnoliopsida, Cucurbitales, Cucurbitaceae. Gene Ontology annotation, molecular function: protein kinase activity; ATP binding. Gene Ontology annotation, biological process: protein phosphorylation. The record is from RefSeq and is a predicted model, not a curated record.